UGUAAACAAAGUCAGCUGUUUGUGUUAUCAGUAAAAAGUGCCGGUAUCGUGUUUUUUACAGUUUAUCGUCGGUUUUCGGGAAUUUUCUUUCUCAAUAGGUUAAAAGUGUAGUUUUUUUAAACGAAAUUUGGUGUGCUUUUAUUUGUCAAUCAACACUGGUGCCAAAACACUCUUGAACACUUUCCAAAGGUGCUGUUGUGAACCGAUAUAAUGUUGCGUUUUGCUAGAAAAUUGGCUUCGACCAGCAAAACUCCGUCCGUGCGCCGCUUGUCGCAACUGCCAAGAAUAAGCAACGCCUUGGUCGACGUGAAACCGGACGUCCGGGAUGCUCUCCAGGGGCAAAAGUCGGUCCCGCAACCGGUGGUGGCGCUCGAGUCCACCAUCAUUACCCACGGAAUGCCCUAUCCGCACAAUCUGGAAACGGCCCUGGAGGUGGAACGGAUUGUUCGGCAGGAGGGUGCAAUUCCGGCCACGAUUGCCAUAAUAGAUGGUCGUAUCAAGGUGGGUUUAAGUCCGGAUGAGUUAGCACGGCUGGCCAAGAUCGACUCCGGCAAGCAGACCAUCAAAACUUCUCGUCGCGAUAUGGCCUAUGUUUUGAGCCAAGGGCUGGACGGAGGAACUACGGUAGCUGGAACGCUGAUGGUGGCCGGAAUGGUUGGCAUUCGGGUAUUUGCUACUGGUGGAAUCGGUGGAGUCCAUCGAGGCGUUCAGGACACCAUGGAUGUUUCGGCCGAUCUAGUGGAACUCGGCCGAUCACCGGUGGCUGUCAUCUCAUCCGGGAUUAAAUCAAUUCUGGACAUUCCUAGAACGUUGGAGUAUUUGGAAACUCAAGGCGUUUGUGUCGCUUCUUACCAAUGUCCGACAUUGGACUUCCCAGCAUUUUACACUCGAUCAAGCGGUUGUAAGGCUGCUUACAAUCUAGCAAGCGCUAGGGAUGCCGCCCGGAUGAUCAGCGUUAGUCAAUCGUUGGGAUUGGGUUCUGGAUUUGUAAUUGGAGUUCCGAUUCCGGAACCGUUUGCCUUGGAUCGCAAAUUGAUGGAUGAUGUUAUUAGCCAAGCACUAGCCGAAGCUGACCGUCAGGGUGUUCGUGGGAAGGAAGUCACUCCGUUUAUCCUUUCGGCAGUUUCGCAACUUACUCGGGGGAAAAGUUUGGAAUCUAAUAUGGCUCUGAUCAAGAACAAUGCUCGGGUGGCAGCUGAAAUUGCCGUUGAAUUGUGCAGGGUUGAGGGUUCUAGUGUUAACAGUGAAAGUGUGAAUGAAGGACGAAGUGAAAGUGUGACAAACAGUACCAUUCAACGUGUUCCGGUCGUCAUCGGUGGUUCAGUCGUUGAUACGUGUAUCAUGGUCAAGGACGCUGAUCUAAAGGUACGACACAUAAAUGGAAAAGGAUCAAUUUGAACCUCAUAAUUGGUGAGUUCUGAAAAUUGAUCUCAAAUUGGUCGGAAGAUCUUAAACGAUUCCAUUCCCAACGAGUGAUCACAAUCCCUCAAACAAUAGGAAAGGUCUCAAAAUGUAAUUUCCCAAUUUAAACUCAGAUUAGCUUUAACAUCAUGCUAAUUGAGCUGUACC
Uranotaenia lowii is the source of this 1569-nucleotide messenger RNA. Its product is annotated as pseudouridine-5'-phosphate glycosidase-like. NCBI's taxonomy places the organism in Eukaryota, Metazoa, Arthropoda, Insecta, Diptera, Culicidae. The transcript is spliced from 8 exons. Gene Ontology annotation, molecular function: pseudouridylate synthase activity. The record is from RefSeq and is a predicted model, not a curated record. The coding region runs from base 211 to 1398 and encodes 395 amino acids.